CUACAUUUUCUACCACUUGCAAAGCACAGAGUCCUUGCUGCUUCAAAGACCCGUUCAUUUCAUAGGAAUUUCUUUUUUACGCAUAUUCUUUUAGUACAUUUUUAAUAGAAAAUGCCACCUAUUCUUCUUGGUAUUAUUGGAGGAAGCGGAUUUUACGAUCUUCCAGGCUUUGAAGUCAUUGACACAGUUAAUCCUGUUACACCUUGGGGAUAUGCUGCUUCUCCCAUUUCCAUCGCUCGUACUGCGUCUGGUUUUUUAAUCGCUUUUUUGGCUAGACACGGUGUUGGUCACACCUACACUCCUACGGAUGUUCCCGCUCGUGCCAAUAUAGCUGCUUUAAAGAGCCUCGGGGUUCACGCUAUCAUUUCUUUCAGUGCUGUAGGUUCUCUUCGCGAAGAAAUUCCUCCCGAAGAUUUCGUUCUUCCUAGUCAAAUUAUCGACCGUACACUUUGUGCUCGUCCGAACACAUUUUUUGAAUCUGGAUGUGUCGCUCACGUUAGUUUCGGUGACCCAUUUGAUCAGGAUCUGUAUGGAGUACUUAGCCAGUGCGGCUCGUCGCUUCAAAAUGGCGCCAAACUUCACUCUAGAACCAAGAAUAAUGACUUGACGGUAGUGUGCAUGGAGGGUCCUGCUUUCAGCACCCGUGCCGAAAGCAAUCUAUACAGAAGCUGGGGUGGUAGUGUCAUCAACAUGUCUGUCAUUCCUGAAGCCAAACUCGCUCGGGAAGCCGAAAUUUCCUACCAAAUGGUUUGCAUGGCUACUGACUAUGAUUGCUGGCGUUUCAAUGAAGAACCAGUCAAUGUCGAAACGGUUAUGCAACAUCUUGCCAACAACCGUGACAACGCCAAGCUUUUCUUAAUGGAAGCAAUCGACAAACUUGAAGGUCCACUCUUGGCUGGACUAAUUGGCAAAAACCUUCGCGAAACCGUUCAGACUGGCAUUCAAACCAAUUACAAACAUCGCGAUCUGAAUGUUCUUCGUAAAUUGCAAUUCCUUUUCCCAUCAUUGAAGGCAUUGCACUAAGAUAGGAUAUAUCCUUUACUGGAGUUCUUCAGGAAAAUAGCCAGUGAAAUCUUUAUCGUUCUACAAUAUUUCUCUUUAGAUUAUUAUGAUUAACUAUUCAGCUGUUUUCAUAAACGCACUGUUUCGUAGUUGAACACCAUUUUACCCCUUCGCAUAAGUAAACAUUCGUUGAAGGUUUAACCCUUAAUCAUUGUUAUAUUCUCAAAAUUUUCG
Messenger RNA from Schizosaccharomyces cryophilus OY26, 1236 nucleotides. RefSeq names its product S-methyl-5-thioadenosine phosphorylase. The coding region runs from base 112 to 1023 and encodes 303 amino acids. Gene Ontology annotation, molecular function: S-methyl-5-thioadenosine phosphorylase activity. NCBI's taxonomy places the organism in Eukaryota, Fungi, Ascomycota, Schizosaccharomycetes, Schizosaccharomycetales, Schizosaccharomycetaceae. Gene Ontology annotation, cellular component: cytosol. Gene Ontology annotation, biological process: nucleoside metabolic process. The record is from RefSeq and is a predicted model, not a curated record. The transcript is spliced from 3 exons.